This is a messenger RNA of Nematocida parisii ERTm1, 1455 nucleotides long. RefSeq lists its product as uncharacterized. The record is from RefSeq and is a predicted model, not a curated record. The coding region runs from base 1 to 1455 and encodes 484 amino acids. Gene Ontology annotation, biological process: intracellular protein transport; vesicle-mediated transport. Lineage: Eukaryota; Fungi; Microsporidia. The transcript has a single exon.
AUGGAUUCUUUGCUUGAAGAUAUAAGGAAUGCCCUAGGAAGAGGGGACGGUAUUAAAGCACUACUCCUAGACGAGUAUACCCGGGAUUCUAUCAGCCCCAUUAUAUCCCAUGCAGAAUUACUUUCAUAUGACUUCUUUCUUUUUGAAACCAUUAGAAGUACCAGGCAGCCAAUUGAUGUGUCGUGUGUAGCCAUUCUAAGCAAAACUAGCUUGCCCCUUCUUGCUGAAGAAGUUCAAAAACAAGUUUAUAAAGAGUACUAUGUCUUUAUAACAGACGAAUUAUCAGAUGCUGAAAUUGAAGAAAUAGCAAAAAAGGACAUAAACGGGAUAAUUAAAGAAUUACAAGAAUUAUACUUUCCGGGCAUUCCAGUGGAUGAUAAUCUAAUUAUUUUAAACGGCACAAAUGAUCAGGAAAUAGCACAGUCCCUUGCAUGUCUGUUAAAGGGGUUGAAUGUUAGCCCGCGUAUACGGUAUUUGUUUGGUUCGGAACUUUCCUAUAAAACAGCGAUGUACAUUGACGCUGGGGCUAAGUGUAAAAGUACUAAUUCUGACAUAUUAAUACUUGACAGAGUAGUUGACUUAUUCACUCCCAUUAUGUACCCAUGGACGUACCAAAGCAUGGCAGCUGAGUAUUUAGAGUAUAAACCUGGAAUGAUCACCUGGGGGCAUAAUAAUCUGUGCAUUUCAAGGGAUGAUAAGUUCUUUAAAGAGUGUAAGUUUAAGGAUAUUGUGUACGCCACAGAAAGACUAAAAGACUCUUUUGAAGAUGUAAAAGUGUCAAGAGAAUUAGCUGGUGAGUUUAUAACAAAUGUUAAAAACAAAGCAAAGGAAAGUAACCGACUAACAAUGCAUCUUAAGGCCAUAACAGAAAUAUCCAAUGCCUGUGUAGAAAAUGAUUCUGUCUCUGAAGCAAUGGCUGAUCUAAUUGAAGAUGUGCCGAUAAACCUAUUAGAAUCUAUUAAGGAUGCAACUGAGCAACAAAAACUAAGACUUGCUCUAAUAGAGUAUUUAUGCGAGGUGACUGCCCGAUCACCCAAUAUUCUAAAAACACUCUGGAAGGAUAAACAGCAGAAAUGGAUACUAUUCGAUGGAUACAAAAAAGAAAUAGAAUUAUUCACAAAGACAUACAUAAAAAACUACCAAAACCUACGAAGGCCAUCAUAUGAACGUAAUCAGUCCAGAAAGUUAGGAUAUAUUCCUGAAUUAGUAAGAAUAAUUACUGAUUUAAAAAACAAUAGACUAAGCACCACUAAAUACCCAAUUGUACGUAAUAUUCCUGGCAAUAGAAAGACCAUAAUUGUAUUUAUGGGCGGUGGAAUAAGUUUCAUUGAGUAUCGGGCCCUUGUUCUGCUUUUUACUAAAGAAUUCCCCAAGAAUGAUAUUUUGCUUAUAAGCAAUAAGAUUAUAACUGCAAAUGAGAUUCUCUCCUCUAUUUCCGUCAGACCAAAGUAUUAA